AUGAAUGCUCUUUAUGCCUCACCGGUUCCUACGUCGGUACCUACCUCUGAAUCGGCAAUAGAAAAAUUGACGGACGCGUGUGGGAAAGCGGAACAUAUUAGUAGAAAUUGUCGUAUCACCAUUUUUCCAAACCCUCAGCCCAAUUCCUCCCAGAAUUCAACGCAGCCAACCCAACCUGUUUACUCCUCACAAAACCCACCUCCUCCUACCUCCACUCAAGUCCCUUUUUCCGGUGGUAAUAGAACCAAUGAAGCUCCUGAAAAUCACCAACAAAAAGCCCUGCAGACCCUCCUUGCCUUGCCAGCUAGUUUAAAUUCCUCUAAUCACCAAAACGACCAACAUAUCUACGUUAGUAUUCCUCAGGAAGAUGUUCCCUUAUUUGCCGCAGAGUCUCGUGAAACCCACCAAUCCAAACGUAGACGACAAGAAGAAGAUGACCUAGAGUCAGUAGCAGAAGAAGCGUUAGAACAAUUGCUGAAAAAAGAAAAGGCAGCAGAAAAAAAUGUUACUCCCCUGUCUAAGGCCGUUCCUCCCAAACCUAAGUUAGAUUCCACUCCUGACUCCGAACACUUUAUUCCAUUACUUCACACCCCUCCUAAUAGUCCUAGUACCCAACCUUUAAACGCUCUUACCCCUGCAUCAAACACCGAAACUGAUUUAACUCCUUUUCCCUCAGAUCCCGGCUGCUCUUCAUUUGCCGUUCCAUUCUCUGUCAGAACUCUUUUUGAAGUCCAAACGGCAACCCAAAAAGAAAUUCACUUACCUUCUCCCAACCUUGCCGACCUCCCUUCUUUGGUAUACUUUGACACUGAAUCUACCGAUUCAAGUGAUGAUGACUGGUAUUUCUCCGAUAGUUAUAGUGUCCCUAAAAUAGGGAAAGGAAAAUUUGAUUCUGAUGCCAAUGAUAUUAUUGAUGAAGAAAGGAAGCAACAGAAAAUAGAAUAUAAGCAAAAUAAGCCUACUUCCGUCACUUGCGUCUACGAUAUUGCGGAAAAUGCCUACCUUCAAGAAAAAGAACUGGAAGCGCAAAUAUUACGACAGGUGGAGAAAAUUUAUGGUGAUCUGAUGGAUGCACGUGUGCAAGCUACACAAAAAUUAGCUAUGUCACACAGCGCAAAAUUGGAACCCCAAAAUUUAGGGCCUUAUUAUAUACAUGACGUUUUAUCCUAUG
Racocetra fulgida is the source of this 1171-nucleotide messenger RNA. The record is from the annotation of a GenBank genome assembly. NCBI's taxonomy places the organism in Eukaryota, Fungi, Glomeromycota, Glomeromycetes, Diversisporales, Gigasporaceae.